Gryllus bimaculatus (two-spotted cricket) is the source of this 3787-nucleotide messenger RNA. Lineage: Eukaryota; Metazoa; Arthropoda; Insecta; Orthoptera; Gryllidae. The record is from the annotation of a GenBank genome assembly.
AUGGCUUGCGCAUGCGCCUUCGUGUGUGGUGCUCGGGUUGAUGACCAGAUGAAGUUGCUGCAGCACUCGUGGUCAGAUAUGCUGGUAUUGGACCAUAUGCAUCAAAGAAUGCAUAAUAAUCUUCCUGAUGAAACGACGCUGCCUAACGGCCAGAAAUUCGACCUCCUUUGCCUGGGAUUGCUUGGAGUUCCCACACUUGCCGAUCAUUUUAAUGAUGUAAUGGCAAAACUUCAGGAUUUGAAGUUUGAUGUCAGUGAUUACAUCUGCCUCAAAUUUUUACUUCUUUUGAAUCCAAAUGUUCGUGGAAUCAUGAACAAGAAACAUGUGAUGGAUGGCUAUGAACAAGUACAGCAGGCAUUGCUUGACUACACACUAAGCUGCUACCCUCAGAUCCUGAUAUACAAUCAAGACCAUCCGUUUGAGGCUGAGCCUUUGGUUCUUGGCAAAAUCAUAUUCUCAUGCAUCAUAUUUGCCCUGCGUGGUUUCAGAUAUGGCCUGUUUUUGCAUAUGCCUUAUGAAAGAAUCAUCACAACAUUAGGACUCAAUGCAGCCAUCUUCUUGGAAUGGUGAUUUACAUGUGAAGCUGGAAGACUCAGUGUAAAUUAGAGAAUAUGUGAUUUGGCUGAAAUGGGAACGAUUGUUGUCUUGUUGACACAAUUUCAUUUAACGACAGCAGGCUCUGGCAACAAAAUUAACGACUGUAUAUACUUAUGCAUUUGUAGUUAAUGAACAGAUGGAAAAUUGGACAAAUAUUCUUGAUUCAAUUUUGAGCUGUGGAACUUGUGGAUGAGCGAGUCAUACAGUGUUAGUGUCAAGAACAAAGACAAAUCAAAUAGUUCCUUCCAUCAGUGUUGUGAUGUUAGAGAACAUCUUAUUCAUAAAUAUUUCGUGAAAUGUUCAUGAAAAUAUUUGUAAUUGAAUGAGUGUGAUGUAAUGGCUUAACACGGGCAUUAUGCUAGUUACCGGAAAGCUGAUAGUAUGGUAAUUCAGGUUCACAUAUUUUAAAGGAGGGGUAAAAAGCAGCUACUCUUAGCAUAGCAAUUUUGUGUGGAAAGUGCAAUAAAGAAUACUUGGAAGUCCUGAUGAAAUAUAAAACAAGAUUCUAUAUUGGCUAAAAGUAAGCUUUUAUCUUCUAAUUUUGUAUUUUACAAAAUAUGAACAAAGAAUUGACAAAUAAUAGCUGUAUAUUUAACAUAUACCGAAGGUGAUAAUUGAUUUAUGUCAUAUUUUAAUAUGCCUUUUGACUUUUUUUAAAAAUUGCCUUUAAAAAGUACAAAGUCAAAAAAAAGUCAUAGGCACUUUGUUAAGGAGCUAAUCACUCAGGAUAUGCAAAGUACUAUAGAUUGAGCUUUGCCUCCUUAUGCGGGAGAUGAGCUGUGAUGCCCCACCCUGUGGUCAGAGCACCCAGCAGAUGGAACUUGGGGCGCUACACCAUCCCCAGAUUAAUGCAUUUUUAAGUAUAAAAGAUUUCUUUAAUUACCAUUAUCAGAAGAAAUACAGAUGCUUCUCUAUCCUCUGGAACAGACCACAAUAACCUUGCUCAUUUUAAAAACUAUUUAUGUGUUUGUGCAUUCUCACAUUCCAGAGAGCUAAAGCAUUCUGGAAGGGAUAUAAGGGCAUGAAACUAUUUAAGCUAGUUUUACCACUGUGAAGAAAUAUAAUUGCAGGGAAGAUGAUAAUUGUGCUGCUUUUUUAAAAAUAACAAUAAUAACAGUAAGAAUAAGAAAUAAAUUUUAUAGCUUUAUUCAGAUUCUUUAUUAUUUUGUUGCAUUGUUAGUCAACAAACUGAGUUAACUUCUGAAACAUUCCUUAUAAGUGCACUUUGUAUAUUUUGAGAAUCUUGUGCUCUUUAUAUUAAUUGUUUUCCUUUGAGGAGAAACCACAAUACCGAGAAAUUGGUUGUAGAAGAGUGACAUUCUUGGCAAGUUAUUUUUUUUUUUUUUUAAUUUUUUUUUUAAAGAAAAAGUUAUUUAAACUGUUAUUUAAUUAACAAAUCUUCAAUGAAGAAGGGUCUGGUGGUGGACUAAUUAAGAUUCUAUAUAGAUUUUGUUGUAGUAUAAAUUGUGUUAUUUUCUAACAGCAAGGAGCAAGGCUGCUGUGGUCAAAAUAUGUUAUAAUGUGUAUUUGUAGGCUUGUUAAGAUGUGUAAAGAACUAGUUGUUAAAAAGAUAUAUAAAAAAUUUAAGAUUGUUACUGUGAACUUUUGUGAAGUGAAGUUUUCAAAUUGGUAACACUUGUCUCUGGUAUCUCAAAAGAUACAAAAACAGUAGUUACCUUGUCCACAAUUCCUUGUAAGGGAUGCUGCUUUCUAAAAUCUCUUUGCAUUUGUUUUAUUCUUAACUCUUUUCUUGGUUUAAUCAUUGUAAUAUACUCUGCAUUAUCUUUUUAUUGCGCUUACUCUCACAACAGUGUUCAUCUAAACAGGUUGUCACCUCAUACUGGAAGUAUCCAGUACAUUUUGACUUGUAUUUAGUGUAGGUUUUGUGAUGGCAUGUUAUUGCUAAAAAAGCAAUAUUACUUAAGUGCCCAAGUAAUAGUUUUAAUUUUAUUAUUGUGGUCCAUCUGUUGUUUGACAAGGUACUUUAAGGGUCUGGAAAAUAUGUAUAUUAUGUAAAUACAUAGAACGACAGUGAUAAAUAUUAUAUUUUUAUGAUAUAGUCUUAAUUUUUCAACUGUAAAACUUUAUUUUUGUAUGAAAGUUCAAUUUGAAAAUGGAGAAUUUAUAUGGAAAAUCCCUUUACAUUGAUUUUUGUCCUAGUAAAUUAGCAAAUCCUGCAUGCUAGGGGUUAAAUGUGUGUUGUUUGAUUAAUGUUGUGAACUGUUUUUACUGUUCAGGUAAAACCUGACAGUUCAGUGAUAUGAUCCUCAAGCAGGUGGACCAUAUAAUUAAAAAAUUUAGACAACCUGAAAUAAUAGUAUCGUUUGUUUGUUUUCUUUCUUUCUUUCUUUACAUUCUUAUAUUCACUGCCAUGGAAGAUUUGCUGUUGGAAUUCCAAUUUGUAUUUGGCAUCCCUUGCAUUGUUCACACUUUUUUCUAUUUGCUGUUGAACUAAAACAAAUUGAAGAAUUGUUGGUAUAAAAGCCAUUAUUUUAUAAAGUGCUUUUUUCUUAUCUAGAAAAUAUGUCCAUAUGCACCACCUGAGGUCAUUAUUAUUUUUGUUUGUUGUUUUUGUGAUCUGCAGAGAAAUAUAUUUUAUGUAGUUCUAAAUAAAAUAUUGAAUGUUAAAUCAAAAGAUUGAUUUAAUUGAUGUUUAGACACUUGGGUGGUGCACUUGAAGUGCUUUAACAUAGAAGUUAACAACUGAGCAAGUAAAAUAAUUUGUAAUCACUUUGUAAGAUGUUGGAUCACCUACUUUCAUGUUACAUGAUGCACUUUGAUUUGAAUGGUGCAGCCGUUCAUCCCAAUAUCGUGAAUUAUUCCUUCUUUAUUUUUCUUAUGACUUACCUUGUGAAUCUUCCUCCUUUUCCCUCCAUGUUUGUUGGAGACAACUUUGUUACCUCAAUUUUGCCCACAGUAUCAAGUCACCAUGCUGAAUGUAAAUAUGGACCGGUUCUGUAAUUGCUAUUAUUUGUACAAAAUGCUGUAUCCGUUGUACGGAUAUUAUUAAUCUUUUAAAAAGUAUUGUUCAGUGACAGGUGGUUUGUUUCAAAUCUUUGUUUUUAUUUUCUUUUUUUUUCUUCUUCUUCUUUUCUUUGCCAUUGGCUGGUGAACUGAUAAAUUACAAACUUUCUAUGUGGUGAGAAUUACUGUAAUGCAGUAGAUUUGAACAUUUUUGUGUAUUAAAAGU